Molecule: messenger RNA, 2839 nt
Organism: Darwinula stevensoni
Lineage: Eukaryota; Metazoa; Arthropoda; Ostracoda; Podocopida; Darwinulidae
Source: the annotation of a GenBank genome assembly
GUUAACUGGAAGUCCAAAAUUAAAAGACUCUGCUGAUAUGUACAAUGUUGAUGUUCUCCGUUCAAGACUGGAUAUUCCAGAUGAUGGAGUGCUGAAGCUUGUAAGAGUGAUUCAGGAGCCAAAGAAGUCUGAAAAGAAAGAUAAGAGGCUGACAGGUUCAUAUAUAAUUGAUGAACCACUCCGGGAUAUCAUCCAGUACACAAUUCGUGACUAUGUGCAAACAUGGUAUCAUCACAUCAGCCCAGACACAGAGUUUCCUGAAGCCCUGGAAUCCUUAGCACAGAAAGUCAUCAUUGCCUUGGCAAAUAGAUCCAAAGAAGUUGACUGGAUUCCAUAUUUGACAAAGCGUUUUGUUGAUGACAUUGCCACCCACUUAAGGUUAUUCAAGCAGUCAAGGCAGGCACAUAUAGCUUCAAAGGGAGAGCGAGAGCUAACUGAGCAUUUCUUUGACCAUGAGUUUCUCUUGGAGAAGUGCCUCUGCCGGGAUCUCAUCUGUACCAGGGAGGAAGUUGAGCAACAGUAUCUCAGAGAAAUUAGUGAAGUGUUACUGUACCUGACUUUACCACCAGAAGAUUUCCCUUGCAAGACAUUAAGAUUCUUGCUUCGAGAACUUUUGGUGUCUGCCAUAUUGCUUCCAACAGUCAGGCUUCUCUCUGACCCUGACUACCUCAACCAAAUCAUCAUAUGGCUGUGUAAGGCAGUGCCAAUUACAAAUGAAGCAUUUCUCACUGCCAUGCGCAUGACAGACCGCUGUGAUGAGCUUGCUGCUGUCCUUGAGAAAGUUAAUUCUGAGACCUCUCUCCUGCGGUCACAAGAUUCUGGAGGCGAAGCAGAUGCAGAGAUCAAGCAGCAGCUCUCCAGCCUCUCAUAUGUGAAACGGCUCUUGGAAUCUCGAAUACAUCGCCUUCGAGAGGGAGGAGUAAAUCAGGAUGGUUAUAGUCUUCCAUAUGGUUGCGACUGGAACCGUUACCUCCAUGGUGGAGUUCGUCUUGUCAGCCUUUCUCUUGACACUUUGCUCAAAAACAACAUUGCCCUGACUUGUUUCAUCGAAUUCCUUCAUACAAUGUCAGCUCAGCAUUACAUUUUCCUUUAUCUGAACAUUGAGGGGUGGAAGGUAUCAGCUGAACAAGUGAUACAGGAGGUAGACCUUGCUUGCCUCCAAGGUGGAGAUGCCAAAAAACCGAAAGUGGAUCGAGCAUCCGAACUUGAAAAAAUGAGGCAGCCUGCUCUCCAGAUCUAUCAUCAGUAUCUCUCAGACAAAGCCUCACCAAAAGUGAAGUUAGAUGACACACUUGUGAGGCAGCUAUACCAGAAGUUGCAGUGUGAAGUGCCUCGUGAAACAUGGUUUGAUGGAAUUCAGCAUAUCUUGAAGGAAAAGCUUGCUGAUGAGCCAUUUCUUCCAAGUUUCCGUCGAAGUCCAAACUACAUCAAGCUCCUGGCAGAGCUGGACCUGCUGAAAGAUGGAUGUCGUAGUGAUGAGGAAGACUCUGCAUCUUUGGAAGAACUAAGCCUCAGUGAUACUGGAAGCAUUGCAUCUGGAGGGACACCUGAAGAUGCUCUCAGCAUUGAGGAUAAAGACCUUACCCAUUCUUUUGUUCCUGUUAUGUCCCCUCCCCUUAUCCAUGAAGGUGCUCCUUCACUACAAGUGGAGAUCACCAACUACACUGUUGUCCUGGACUCUCCCAAGCCAUAUGCCCUGUAUGAGGUCACAGUAAAAAAAGUGGAACCUCAAGGAAAUGGUCAAAUGCAGGAACUCGUAUGGCGCAUCUUCAGGCGAUACUCAGACUUCUAUGACUUCCAUCAAGUUGUUGUUGAAAAGAUGAAAGUGAUACUUGAGUAUGUUGAUGUUCCAUUCCAGUUUCCAUCCCUGAAUGCUCUUUACUUCCCUGCAAAGAAGACCUUCAACAACUUGAAACGAAACUUUCUCCGCACUCGCCUCCUGGAACUCAACCGUUACCUCCAAACUCUAGCAUCCAAAGAGUUCCAAAAAGCACAUCCUGGGUUAAGUGAUAGACUUAUACAGUUCCUUGAGGGAUCCUACGAACAGCGUGGCAUGGUAGAGCGCAUGGUCAUCAUGCCUUUGAAACAUGGGGUUAAGACGAUGGGGCAAGCCAUCACAGCCGUCCCUGGAACCGUCCUUCAGACUGUGGAUGACAUGGUAGAAGGAAUCAACAAAGUCUUCAGUCGGCCUUCAAAGGGCCCUGCUGCCCUUGCUCAGGACAUGAGGGUUGCAGCCUCCCUUGAGCAUCAUGAUGAGGAGACAAUCCCUCUUCGCAUUCUCCUCCUGGUCUUCAACGAAGUGUUUGAUAUGCGGAAUCAGGAGGCUUGGCUGCGCAAAAGACUUGUGGCUGUGGCCCAUCAUCUGGUCAAUGUCAUGUUUGGUGACAUCUACAAUCGCCGCAUUCUGGAAUUCAUCGACUGGGCCACUUCUUCUGAGCAGGUGGCUCUCUACCUCAAGAAUUUCAGAAACUCAUUCUGGCCCAAUGGCUCUCUAGCCCUCCCUGCCCCUCCAAGGGACAAGAAUACCAAGUUAAGAACUCAGAUUGCUGCCAAAGCAUUUCUUUUCUCAGUCAUUCCAGUCCUGUAUCUCAAUCCUCUAGAUGAAUUGAAACGGGUCUUGGGCAAUGAUACUGCACGUAGGGGGAUGUUAAGUGUUUACGACAUGUUCCAGCAUCCUACCCUGAACAAGAGGCUUGUCUACCUCAUUUUGGAAGGUCUUCUGGUGACAGUUUUCCCCAGGAACCAAUUCCACAAGCUGUUCACGGAGUUUCACCACCAGUCACCACGUGUGUCAACAAAGGCCUCGACCCGGUCCCCAGGUGUCACACGAAAGAGGUGA